AUGGAGGCGUUGUAUUUCAACGUCAAUAAUGGCUUCCUAGAGGGCAUCGUCCGUGGGAUCAAGAACUCGCUUCUCUCCCAGUCGCAGUACCACAACCUCACCCAAUGCGAGAACCUUGAGGACUUCCGCAUGCAGCUCUCGUCGACCGACUAUGGCAACUUCCUCGCCAACGAGCCCUUACCCCUGUCCACGGCGACCAUUGCUGACAAGGCCACGGCCAAGCUCGUCGAAGAGUUCAACUACACGCGCACCAACGCCGUCGAGCCUCUCGCUACGUUCAUGGACUACAUCACCUACGCGUACAUGAUCGACAAUGUCAUCCUCCUGACCCUCGGCACGCUGCAUGAGCGCGACACGCACGAGCUGCUGGAGCGCUGCCACCCACUUGGCGUGUUCGACACGAUGCCGGCGCUGUGUGUCGCGACAAACGUCGAGGAGCUGUACCACUCGGUGCUUGUCGAGACUCCCCUCGCGCCCUACUUCCGUGACUGCCUGUCGGCGCAGGACCUUGACGACCUCAACAUUGAGAUCAUCCGCAACUCGCUGUACAAGGCGUAUCUCGAGGACUUUUACCGCUUCUGCCAGACCCUCCCCGCGCCCACGGGCGAGGUCAUGGCCAAGAUUCUCGCGUUCGAGGCCGACCGCCGCUCCAUUAACAUUACGAUCAACUCGUUUGGUACCGAGCUGUCCAAGGACCAGCGCGCGCGUCUCUUCCCUACCAUCGGCCGUCUCUACCCCGAGGGUAACAACAUGCUGGCGCGCGCCGACGAUGUUGAGCAGGUCAUGGCCGCGGUCGACCAUGUGCCUGAGUACCGUGCGUUCUUUGACCGCGCGGGUGGGGCCAACACCACCUCGACCGAUGAGCAAGAAGCCGGGUCGUCGCUCGAGGACGAGUUCUUCAAGCAUGAUGUUGCGCUCAACAAGGAGAGCUUCUUCCAGCAGUUCCAGUACGCCAUUUUCUACUCGAUCGUCAAGCUCAAGGAGCAAGAGGUGCGCAACCUGACCUGGAUCGCUGAGUGUAUUGCGCAGGACGCGCGUAGCCGGAUUAAUGACUAUGUGCCAAUUUAG
Molecule: messenger RNA, 1068 nt
Organism: Cutaneotrichosporon cavernicola
Lineage: Eukaryota; Fungi; Basidiomycota; Tremellomycetes; Trichosporonales; Trichosporonaceae
Gene: VMA6
Exons: 4
Coding region: 1-1068 (355 amino acids)
Biological process (GO): vacuolar transport; vacuolar acidification; proton transmembrane transport
Cellular component (GO): fungal-type vacuole membrane; vacuolar proton-transporting V-type ATPase complex; proton-transporting V-type ATPase, V0 domain
Molecular function (GO): proton-transporting ATPase activity, rotational mechanism
Source: RefSeq, a predicted model, not a curated record